CCCUCUUCACCAAUCAUGAAACUGCUCACCAUUUCUGCACUUGUCUCCCUCACAUGGGCAUGCGUCUUGCCCGAGGAGAGGAUCGGCGGUUCCAGCAGCCGCCUUGGCCGCCGCCAGACUACUGGGAACACUGGCAUUCCAGUCGGCACUGGGGAUCGUUUCAACGAUGGCAAGGAGUUGCCGCUGGGUGUUGGUACUCAGAAUAAGGCCGUGACGUCUGUGCUUAGCGUCAAGGAGAUCGAAAGCGGAUUCAGGGCGCUUGCAAGCCAUUACAAGUUCCAGACGUUUGAAGCUCCACAGAAAACAUACGAGGGGCGUUCAGUCUUUGGCGGCAAGGUCGGCGGCAAUGGCACUUGCAACGAUGCCUACAGGGUGUACCUCAACGGUGCGAUCCACGCUCGUGAACGGGGUUCUGCCGAUGGCGUGCUGUUCUUUGUCGCCGAUCUCCUCUACGCCAACGAGAAAAACACCGGCAUCACUUACGGCCGCAAGAGCUACACCAACGCCGACGUCAAGAAGGCCUUGUCGGCCGGCCUUGUCUUUGUCCCCUUGUCCAACCCGGACGGUGUCGCCUAUGAUCAGGCCACCAACAGCUGCUGGAGGAAGAACCGCAAUCCUCGGUCAGCUAGGGCUGGGGACGACUCGACGAUUGGCGUUGACCUGAACAGGAACUUUGACUUCCUCUGGGACUUCCCCAAGGAAUUUGCCCCGAGCGCUGCAAGUAGUGUGGCCAGCACCGACCCGAGCUCCGAGGUUUUCCACGGUACCAGCGCGUUUUCGGAGCCCGAGACACAAAACAUCAAGUGGGUUCUGGAUACUUACAAAAAGGUUCGGUGGUUUGUUGACCUCCACUCCUACACGGGCGAUGUGCUCUACAGCUGGGGGAGCGACACAAACCAGCAGAAGUAUGAUUACAUGAACUUCCACAACUCAAGCUACAACGACGUCCGUGGUAUCGUAAAUGACGUACCUGGCCGCGGCCGGGGUUACGGCGAGUAUACGCCGGCAUCAGAGGAUUCUGUCAACCAAGGUGCAGCCAAGCGAAUGGGCGACGCCAUGUCGGCUGCAAACGGUCGCAGAUACACGGUUUCCCAGGCAGUCGGUCUUUACCCUACUUCUGGGUCGAGUGACGACUAUUCCUACUCGAGGCAUUUUACCGACCCUUCGCUGAACCUUGUACAUGGUUAUACUGUUGAGUUUGGCUUUGGAAACAAUGCAGUACCGGACUGCCCUUUUUACCCAUCAGAAAGCCAGCACAACGAUAACCUGAGGGAGAUCGGUGCAGGUUUCAUGGAGACACUGCUGGCUGCAGUCGAUCUCGGACUUGGUGAUGCCACCAAGUGCUGA
Pyricularia pennisetigena is the source of this 1347-nucleotide messenger RNA. RefSeq lists its product as uncharacterized. The annotation marks the transcript as partial. The transcript has 2 exons. Gene Ontology annotation, molecular function: zinc ion binding; metallocarboxypeptidase activity. Gene Ontology annotation, biological process: proteolysis. Lineage: Eukaryota; Fungi; Ascomycota; Sordariomycetes; Magnaporthales; Pyriculariaceae. The record is from RefSeq and is a predicted model, not a curated record.